UUCCGCCUAUAUAUAUAUAGUGUGUAUUGAGAAUUUGAUCACGAGUCACGUGACCAUGGGGUCCACUAACCCGAAACGGGAAGUAAUUUAAACCGUAAGAGAAGAAUGUCUAUGUAGGAAACGAAACAUAAGUUAUUGGAGUUGAAAACUACACCAAAACAGAAUGUCUUCUCCAGGAUUAUUUGACGCCUUCCGCUCCAAUGGCGCCCCGACUUACUACGACUCCAACAAAACGCCGUUUAUGGCGGAUAUUUUGGAGUCGGGACUUAUCUACGCCUUCGUUAUCGUCGCUUUCUCCUUCUUUAUCAUCCUUCCCGGUAUCCGUGGAAAAGAGAGAAUAUUUGUGCUUAUUCGGGUGACGGUCACGUUGUUCAUCGGUGGAGUAAUCAUGUUGACGAACUUUGGGUACGAGUGGGAGGUAGCCGAGGCGAAGAAUGUGAGAACCAAAUACAAGGCGGGGUCUGCAGGGGAGAUAACUGCUGACAUUGCGGUGUACAUGGGGCUCCGUGGAAUCAACGUCACCCUGAAAGCAAGUGACGGAGGAAAACCUUACUUUAACGAGACCAUCAACUACAACGAACACUUUGACUGGCGAUGGGAACAGGGACGGUUAGGGUUUGGAAUAUUUGCUGGACGUUUUAACCAGGAGUUCCGGGCCGCCCAGUUUCGCGGCACCCCCUUGCCCAUCAUCUGGAUCGCGGAAUAUUUCACUUUUGACGGGGAGGGGAUCAGAUGGGGUCGUCACUACCGACAGGCGGGCUGGUACGCCCAUAUCAUGAUGUGGCUAGCCCUACCGCUCUGGGUUUUGACCAUAGUUCUUUUCUUCAUCCUCCUGAAGUACGGGGCUUACUUCUUGAUGAUGACCGGCGGGGUGAUGGUCAUUGCUAACAUCCUGUGGGCCACCAUUAGGAACGUCAACGAACUCGUCAUUCCGUUCAGUGCCGAACAUAAACUUGAGUUCCAUUUCGGACCGUCAUUUUAUUUGAAUCUCAUCACAGGACUCCUGUGCAUCAUUCUGGGGGUUGUGAUUUGGGUACUGGAUCUUAGGUUCCCGGAGUUGGUCACCAAUUUCUUUGGAGUCGAUCCUUUACAAGACGAUAGUUUUGUUCAAGGUGGCAGUAUUGAGACGGUAGAGAAUAAAAACGGGAUCGAGAUGCAAGGGGUGGAAAAUGGACACACCGCUCCGGCCCGCGGGAGUAGUCGCCCGUCCCGCCAGGCGGCAGCAGCUGAAGAUGACGACGAUGAUGACGAUGAAAUCUACGAACCUCCGGUAUUUGAACCACCCCCAGCACCCAAAAAUACCAAGUUUGAGAAACGGAAGUCACGUGGUCUGACGCAACGUCUGCAAAAACCGCGGCGCCGCCCACCUCCACCAGUCCCAGGAAACCAAGCGGACGAUGACGACCCAGAUGACCUCUACAGCAAUACCAGGCAAUUCAGCGGCGUUUUUGACAACAAUAUACCUUCUUCCUCUACAAAUCCAGACCAGGUUCAUAUCAACAUGGGAUACCGCCAUUAACAACUGCUUUCAAGUUGGUCUUCAAACGAAAAUCUUCCACAUUCUGGACAUUUGUAAUGUCUCCUUGUCAGGAAUCUGGUGGUUUACAUUAAGUGGAACAUAUCCAAACAUUUUUCUCUUAUUUCUAUCAACAUCUUGUUUAAUAAGUGAUAUUAUAAAUUACUGUGUGUGCCUGUGUGUGAAUCCUCUUGGAGGGAUAUUGCCGGUAAAUGGUCCGGCAUCCCAGAAGUAUAAAAUAAUUGCCAAAUGAAUAGAAAACAAUUAUGACACUUUUCAAGAGAUGCCACAUGUGUUAAAAUAUCUCUUUAUACUGAAUGAAUAAAUCUGAUACUGUUGAUGUAAAAUGGAAACGAGUAGAUGGUCCAAAAAAGUUUUUAUAUUGCACGAUUUCUCAAUAAACUUACCAAUGUA
Messenger RNA from Magallana angulata, 1930 nucleotides. RefSeq names its product dual oxidase maturation factor 1-like. Lineage: Eukaryota; Metazoa; Mollusca; Bivalvia; Ostreida; Ostreidae. Gene Ontology annotation, cellular component: endoplasmic reticulum membrane. Gene Ontology annotation, biological process: protein transport. Bases 164 to 1519 code for a protein of 451 amino acids. The transcript is spliced from 11 exons. The record is from RefSeq and is a predicted model, not a curated record.